AUGUCACGGGCCAAGUUUGACGAGACAGUCGAAUUGCACAUCAAGACCAACGCAGACCCUCGCCACGCAGACCAGCUCAUUCGCAGCGUGACGCAGCUGCCCCACGGCACGGGCAAGACCCAGCGAGUGGUCGCCUUCGUCCAGGGGGAAGCCGAGACCAUCGCUCGCGAGGCCGGCGCCCGACUUCAUUGGCGACGCUGA
Molecule: messenger RNA, 201 nt
Organism: Geodia barretti
Lineage: Eukaryota; Metazoa; Porifera; Demospongiae; Tetractinellida; Geodiidae
Source: the annotation of a GenBank genome assembly